Messenger RNA from Helianthus annuus (common sunflower), 1687 nucleotides. Its product is annotated as UDP-glycosyltransferase 88B1-like. NCBI's taxonomy places the organism in Eukaryota, Viridiplantae, Streptophyta, Magnoliopsida, Asterales, Asteraceae. The transcript has a single exon. The record is from RefSeq and is a predicted model, not a curated record. Gene Ontology annotation, molecular function: UDP-glycosyltransferase activity. The coding region runs from base 162 to 1553 and encodes 463 amino acids.
CAAUUCAAUAUAUCACCCGUUUGGUUGCUUGUUAUUAGAAAAAAUCCGUGGCUUCUUGGGUUGUACGCCGGCAUUGCUGUUGUUUACUUGUUUUCAUAACCUCACCUUAUAACUUCAUCACUCCAUUAAUUCAAUAAUUUCUCUCUUAAGCAAUCACAAAAAUGGGGACUAUAGUUUUGUACCCAUCUCCCGCUAUGGGCCACCUAAUCUCAAUGGUGGAGCUCGGAAAACUUAUCACCAAACACCACCCUUCUUUCUCUAUCAUUGUCCUCACUCUCAUCCCAUCUUUCAACACCGGCUCCACCGCCGCCUAUGUCCGUCACAUCUCCGCCACCUUCCCCGCCAUCACUUUCCACCACCUCCCUGACAUCCCUCUUGACCCCCUUCUUUUCCCUAUAAUGGAAGCCAUCAUCUUUGAGCUUAUUCAACGUAGCAACCCUAAUGUCGAUCACGCUCUUCAAUCAAUUUCUUUAUCUUCUAAAAUCUCUGCGUUCGUUAUAGACCAUUUUUGCAUGCCGGUGAUCCCUGUGGCUGAGAAUUUUAACCUGCCUGUUUACUACUUCUUUACUUCAGGUGCAUGCUGCCUUGCACAGUUCCUAUACAUGCCGACACUUGAUAAAACCACUACUGAAAGUUUUAAAGAUAUGCAUACACUCAUCCAUUCGCCCGGCCUGCCUCCAAUACCAUCUUCGGAUAUGAUUGCUCCACUUCUUGAUAGAACUACUAUCCAUUAUUCGGCUUUUGUGGCAACAUGCGAGUUGUUUCCGAAAUCAGCUGGAAUCAUAAUUAAUACGUUUGAUUCGCUGGAGACAAAAGCGAUUACAGCAAUAAAUAAUGGAGUUUGUGUUCCAGAUCGGCCUACGCCACCUAUCUACUGCGUGGGACCGUUGGUGGCGAGUGCUGGUGACGGUUCUCAUGAGUGCUUUGGUUGGCUUGAUUUGCAACCAAGUGGAAGUGUUGUGUAUUUGUGUUUUGGGAGUUUGGGUGUGUUUUCUAGUGAGCAGUUAAAGGAGAUUGCAAAAGGGCUGGAGAUGAGUGGAGUUCGAUUUCUAUGGGUGGUUAGAAGCCCACCGUCAGACAGAGUUGAAGACCGGUUUCUGCCACUGCCAGAGCCAGACUUGGAUUUACUUCUUCCAGAAGGUUUCUUGGAGCGUACAAAAGAUAGAGGGCUCGUUGUGAAGAAGUGGGCGCCGCAAGUGGCUAUACUCAACCACAAGUCUGUGGGUGGGUUUGUGACACACUGCGGGUGGAACUCGAUCUUAGAAGCGGUAUGUGCUGGGGUUCCGAUGGUAGCGUGGCCAUUGUAUGCAGAACAAAGGUUCAAUAGGGUGGUGUUGAGGGAUGAAAUGAAGUUGGCGCUACCUAUGGAUGAGUCAGAAGGUGGGUUGGUGACUGCGAUGGAGGUGGAGAAGCGGGUUAGAGAGUUGAUGGAGGGGGAGGAAGGUAUUGUUAUUAGGGAGGUGGCGAAGACGAGAAAAGAGCAGGCCGCGAUUGCAAUGAGUGAUGGUGGGUCUUCUCGUGUGGCUCUGUCUAAGUUGGUUGCAUCAUGGUAGCCGUUAAUGUCGAUUGAUUGUACAACUUAAUUAUGUACAGAGUCAAUUGUGUCAUUGUAAAUAGUUCUAUACCCGUCCGGUGAACGGACGUAUCAAUGAUAUAAUGAUACAAGUAUUUUAUUAUUUAUUCUAAA